CGAGGCGGCGGCGGCGGCGGCGCGGAGACAGGAGCGGGUGGAGGACACAGGCCCAGCGGGCGCACGGACCAUGGCAUCCAAGUGCCCCAAGUGUGACAAGACCGUGUACUUCGCUGAGAAGGUGAGCUCCCUGGGCAAGGACUGGCACAGAUUCUGCCUCAGGUGCGAGCACUGCGGCAAGACACUGACCCCCGGGGGCCAUGCCGAGCACGACGGGAAGCCGUUCUGCCACAAGCCCUGCUAUGCCACGCUGUUUGGACCCAAAGGUGUGAACAUCGGAGGUGCCGGCUCCUACAUCUAUGAGAAGCCCUCUGCUGAGAGACCUCAGGUCACCGGCCCCAUCGAGGUGCCAGUGGCCCGAGCUGAAGAGCGGAAGGCCAGCGGCCCCCCUAAGGGGCCCAGCAAAGCCUCCAGCGUCACCACGUUCACCGGGGAACCCAACAUGUGUCCUCGCUGCAACAAGAGGGUGUACUUUGCCGAGAAGGUGACGUCUCUGGGCAAGGACUGGCACCGGCCGUGCCUGCGGUGCGAGCGCUGUGGGAAGACGCUGACCCCGGGCGGGCAUGCGGAGCACGAUGGCCAGCCCUAUUGCCACAAGCCCUGCUAUGGAAUACUUUUCGGACCCAAGGGAGUGAACACCGGGGCCGUGGGCAGCUACAUCUAUGACAAGGACCCCGAGGGCAAAGUCCAGCCCUAGGCCUCCGGGCCCCCCUGCGGGGCAUGGGCCUAUCCACACAGGCCCCUGGCCCAGUGCCCACUGCUUGGCUAUGUCGGGAGAGUGACCACUGCCCAGUCCUGCCUCGGCACCUGCGUGUCCAGGGCCUGAGUGUUGGGGGCCGAGGCAGCCACGCUGGGCAACCUCCAGAGGCCCAUCCACCCGUUUUCUCUGGGUGUCCCCGGCCACCCUUACCCUCUUUUGUGUCCUCCUGGCCCUAUGUGUCUCCAUGCCUGUGUCUGGGGGCCCCACGUGCCCACGGUGGGUCUUCCUGAGGUGGCCUUCCCACUCCCCCCCUCAUGCUGCCCCUCGCCUGCCCCACAGUGUUAUUUAUGCUCCCGUCACCAGUAACAGCCGCAGCACGGCCUUCACAGUGUUCCAGGGGCUUAGGGCAUCCCCACCAGGAGCCCUCUGCCAUCUCCCGCCCAGCCUCGCACGCACCCGCCCACCGCCCUCACGACCACUGCCGGAGUUUUGUUACCAAUAAAAGAUUCUGAGGAUCACACAA
Camelus dromedarius (Arabian camel) is the source of this 1223-nucleotide messenger RNA. RefSeq names its product cysteine rich protein 2 (gene CRIP2). The record is from RefSeq and is a predicted model, not a curated record. The transcript has 8 exons. The coding region runs from base 71 to 697 and encodes 208 amino acids. NCBI's taxonomy places the organism in Eukaryota, Metazoa, Chordata, Mammalia, Artiodactyla, Camelidae.